AAUCACAGACACAGAAGGAGCCAAGCAAAGCAUGAUCACAAACUUGCUGCUCUCCUAAGCCUUACAGAGCACAAGCAGGCAGCGCCAGCCAGACAUCUUAGAAACGGCAUAGGGGACACAGGAAAGAGGAAUUUCGGGAUUUAUCGUUUUUUUAUGCUUUAAAGAGGAGAGACCCACUGAACGUGACUAGGGAUCUGGGUGGAUAUACACUAUAUGCUGCUGACACUUUAAUCACCAGGCUUUUUGCAGCCUUCCUCGUAGUGUCUUUAAGGCGUGCUGGAGACUAGGGUAAAAGCCAUUAUGGAACCAGAGGUACUCCGUGAUGUGACCAGAGGCUAAAUCCUCUAAUGCCCUCUGUGACUUCAUUACUGCACUUAGUGAAAGCACGAGGAUACUUGUGGCUGCACUUUUAACAUGUCUGGAUCAACCCAGCCAGUCCCCCCUAACAGGAGGGGAGGAGAUGCCAGAUAUCCUUCACAUGCCAUAUCAUACCCAAUGCAGAUACCCCGUGCACAUGCGGAGGCAAAUAUUUUAGAUUAUCAGCAUCAUUCGAGAGAUUAUAAUUCACAUUUGGGCCAUGGAUCUGUUCUCAUGCCACAGCGGAGAAGGCCGUCACUUCUCUCUGAAUUCCAGCCUGGGAUUGAAAGGGCCCAAGAGAUGCAUGGGAGAGGAGAUUCCCACCAUUACAUAUCUGACGUGAACAAGCAGGCGGAUAUGGACAUAGGAGAGUCAAAGAGGCCCAGGCUAGACCUGCUGCAAGAUCAGCUGAUUCGACAUUCACCACUUCUCAACCAGAACCAACAUGGAGUCGGUGAAGAUCUGAGCAAGGAUCGUUGUCUCAGUGGGAAGUUAGAGCCAGUGUCCCCUCCAAGUCCUUCUCAAGGUGAUGGAGAUAUGGACCUGUUACCAGCUAGACUCUCCAAGGAAGAACUUAUACAGAACAUGGACAGAGUGGACAGGGAAAUCACCAUGGUGGAGCAGCAGAUCACCAAGUUGAAGAAAAAACAGCAACAAUUAGAGGAGGAAGCUGCCAAGCCAUUGGAACCUGAGAAACCAAUCUCCCCUCCACCAAUCGAAUCGAAACAUAGAAGCCUGGUGCAGAUCAUCUAUGAUGAGAACAGGAAAAAAGCAGAAGCUGCUCACCGGAUACUAGAAGGACUGGGCCCCCACGUAGAACUGCCAUUAUACAACCAACCUUCAGACACCAAGCAGUACCAUGAGAAUAUUAAAAUAAACCAGACUAUGCGCAAAAAGCUCAUCUUGUACUUUAAGAGAAGGAAUCAUGCACGCAAGCAGUGGGAGCAAAAGCUGUGUCAACGAUAUGACCAGCUGAUGGAGGCCUGGGAGAAGAAGGUUGAACGUAUUGAAAAUAAUCCCCGAAGGCGAGCCAAGGAGAGCAAAGUCCGUGAAUAUUACGAAAAGCAAUUUCCAGAAAUCCGCAAGCAGAGGGAACUUCAAGAACGCAUGCAGAGCAGGGUAGGACAGAGGGGAAGCAGCCUGUCCUUAUCUGCAGCACGCAGCGAACACGAAGUGUCAGAAAUUAUUGACGGCCUCUCAGAGCAGGAGAACCUGGAGAAGCAGAUGCGCCAGUUGGCUGUCAUCCCACCCAUGCUGUUUGAUGCAGAGCAGCAGAGAAUCAAGUUCAUCAACAUGAAUGGCCUAAUGGACGACCCCAUGAAGGUGUACAAAGACCGGCAAGUCAUGAAUAUGUGGAGCGAGCAAGAAAAAGAAACCUUCAGGGAGAAGUUUAUACAGCAGCCAAAGAACUUUGUGUUUGUUGCUUCAUUCUUGGAAAGAAAGACUGUGGCAGAUUGUGUCCUGUUCUAUUACUUGACGAAAAAGAAUGAGAACUACAAGAGUCUUGUAAGAAGGAAUUAUCGGCGGCGCGGGAAAAAUCAGCAGCAGAUGCCCCGCAGUAACCAAGAAGAAAAAGAUGAAAAAGAGAAGGAGGUCGAUAAAGAGGAAUACAAACAGGACCUGGAAAAUGAUAAAGAGGAGCUUGGAAAAGAGAAAAAUGACGACACAUCCGGUGAAGAGAAUGAUGAUAAAGAAACCAUAACCGCCAAAGGACGCAAAACUGCCAACAGCCAAGGCCGGCGUAAAGGUCGGAUAACUCGGUCAAUGGCAAAUGAAGCCAAUGAAGAAUCUGCUGUACCUCCGCAGAAUGCAGAUUUAGCUGCCAUGGAGAUGAACGAAAGCUCAAGGUGGACAGAAGAGGAAAUGGAAACUGCAAAAAAAGGUCUGUUUGAAUAUGGGCGCAACUGGUCUGCCAUUGCAAGGAUGGUGGGUUCCAAGACUGUAUCCCAGUGUAAAAACUUCUACUUCAACUACAAGAAGAGGCAGAACCUAGAUGGCAUCUUACAGCAGCACAAACUGAAGAUGGAAAAGGAACGAAACAACAGACGUAAAAAGAAAAAAGCAGCCCCAAUGGAAGAAGAGGUCCCAUACCCUCCCACGGUAGAGGAUGAGGAAAUGGAGGCAUCUGGCAUGAGCGGCAAUGACGAGGAAAUGGCAGAAGAAGGAGACCCUGCUGUUAAUAAUAGUUCAGACACCGAAAGCGUUCCCUCACCGAGGCAUGAGGCCAAAGAGAGUAGAGAGAAUGAACCCAAGCCAACGGGAGUGUCUGUGCAGCAAGCAGCCCACAAAGAGGUGCCGAUUCCAAAUAACACCACUGCAGAGCAAUCUCAGGAGGGUGCAGCAAAGGUUUGUAAUGAUCAGGAAGAGAAAGUGCAAACUAAGGUGGAACCAGAUCCUGGCAUGGUCAAAGAAGAAAAUGAUGAUGAAGGAAAAACCUUUGAGGAGCUUAAACAGAGGGAGGUCAAACAAGAGGAGCAAGAGGACUGUAAAGAAAAUGUGGUGGAAAAGGUAGAGGAGCAGCCAAAUGAGUCUCCAGAGGUACCAGCUAAAAUGGAAAAGAAGCACAGCAAGCACGAAGGAAAGACAAACGCAGACAGUGACUCCAGCGCUACAUGCAGUGCAGACGAAGCGGAGGAGCAGGACCCUGCGGAUAAAAACAGGUUGCUGUCUACCCGGCCCAGUCUGCUGAGCUCUGGUACUGAUGCAUGCUUGAACUCUUCACCUCAGAAGCCACUGGACCUCAAACAACUGAAGCAGAGAGCGGCUGCUAUCCCACCUAUAAUCUCAGAUGGUUUCUCGGAGUCCGCUCCACCAUCUGCUACAGUGAAAGCUCAGAUGACCCCUCACGCUUUGGCCCUUUACCAAGAACAAAUCACCAAGGUUCACGAGUCUGCCCUGGAUGGGCUUGCACUCUCCAAGCAACCUGCACCCCACUUACCAUCUGACAUGGAGCAGCAGACAAUCAGUAGCCCCAAAGGGAAGUGUAGAAGCCCGACAAUUGGGGACCAGGAUGAUAAGGUUUCCUAUGCAGCGUUACAAACAGAGGGUCAGAGGUCAAGUACAGAGCCGCCAUGUGUCCCGCCUUGGCCCUCUACUGCCCUGCAGUACCAAGUGCCUGCCAGAGAAUUGUUAAAGCCGCCCUCUCAGCAUGAAACGGUGUCUCAGUAUAACUCCCAAGUACACCCGAUGCCACUAAACUUGCACGAUGGCUCACGUCCUGGGCUCCCUCGUGUUGCUAGCAUAUCCAAUCCCCCUCCUCUUAUAUCCUCCAGCAAACACCCUGCUGCUAUCGAGAGGUCUAUGGGCUCCAUAUCUCAGGGCGUCCCUAUCACUCUUCAUGCCCCAUAUGGUUCAGAACAUGCAAAGGUGCCUGUGGGCUCCAUCAUGAUGGGUUUACCAAUGAGCAUGGAGUCAAAGAAACUGGUGCCUUUCCUACCUGUGAAACAGGAGCAGCUGUCUCCUAGAAGCCAACAGAGCCAGCCAGAGAACCUAGUAAUGCAGACACCGCAGGAGACCUCCAUAUUCAGAGGAACCUCUCAAGGAGGGAGUCUCACCAAGGUUGUUCCAAGCAAUAAAACCUCUCAAGACAACCCAAUAACAUACAGAGGGUCUAUCACUCACGGCACUCCAGCUGAGGUACUCUACAAGGGGACUAUAACGAAAAUCAUGGGUGAAGACAGUCCUGGAAGGGUAGAGAGGAUGCGAGAGGAGGCACUAUCCAAAGGUCACGUCAUAUACGAAGGCAAGAAAGGCCAUGUCCUAUCCCUCGAUGGCAACUCAACAUCUCAGAACUCCAAAGAGGACAACAGGACAGGUGGCGCCUCUCAUGACACCAGUGCUUCUAAACGGUCUUAUGAUAUGAUGGAAGGAAGGAUACCUCGCGGUUUACAGGUCCGUGAGUUGCCUGGUGGUCCCAUUGAAGGCUUAAUAGGAAGAGCAAUCCCAAGUGACAGACACAGUCCCCACAGUAUGAAGGAACAGCAGCAACACAUCAGAGGCUCCAUUACACAGGGAAUUCCUCGAUCUUACAUUGAGGCCCAUGAGGACUACCUCAGGAGAGAAGCCAAGCAACUGAAGAGAGAAAACACUCCACCGCGUGGCCUGCCUGAAAGUUUCAAAAUUAGGCAACAUGAUGGUAUUUCGGGCCCACUGAAGCUAAAGGCCCACGAAGCCAUGGUGGCAACCGUGAAGGAGCCAGGAAGGUCUGUCCACGAGAUCCCUAGGGAAGAAAUGAGGCACACACCUGAGAUCCAGGCCACUGCUAGGUCACACAAAGAAGGGUCAAUCACACAGGGUACACCUCUGAAGUAUGACAGCAAUUCUUCUGUAAGUGCCAAAAAGCAUGAUGUGCGAUCUAUAAUCAGUAGCUCGGGACGGCCGUACCACCCUAUGCACCCAAUGGAGGUUAUGCAAGAUCCUAGGACUAUGGAACGAGUAUGUUAUGAAGAAGUGCUGAAAAGUCGACCGACUGCAGUCACUAAUUCUGGUGGCUCCAUAACAAGAGGAGCUCCAGUAAUUGUACCAGAUCCUGGAAAGCACAGGCAGAGUCCUUUAUCUUAUGAAGACCACCAGAUGGGACACAAUGCAACUUAUAGCAGCCAUAUAAACAGAUGUUCCCCUGUGACUACAAGGGAGUCAACACAAAGGCAGCAUGAAGGGAGCAUAACGUCUGGCAAGCCUGUGACUCAGGAGAGGAAAAGCACCCCAAAUCCCAGAGAAAUCGCGAAUGCCAAGUCCCCUCACACUGCAGUUCCAGAGCAUCUCCAUGCCAUGUCCACUUAUGAACACUUACUGCGGGGAGUAAGCCAGGCUGAUCUCUAUCGAGGUCACAUACCUUUAGCAUUUGAUCCUGGAGCGAUUCCUAGAGGCAUUCCAUUGGAAGCAGCUGCCUACUACCUGCCCAGACACUUGGCCCCUAAUCCUGCCUAUCCUCACCUCUACCCACCAUACCUCAUCCGUGGAUAUCCAGAUUCUGCUGCCAUGGAGAACCGCCAGACCAUCAUCAAUGACUACAUCACAUCUCAGCACAUGCACCAUAAUGCAGCCUCCGCUAUGGCACAGCGGGCAGACCUGUUACGUGGACUACAGCAGAGGGAUUCCUCCUUGGCACUCAGCUACCCAGCAGGUCCUCGAAGAAUUAUAGACCUUUCUCAAGUGCCACAUCUGCCAGUCCUGAUACCGCAGUCUGCAGCCUCAUCCACUGGCACCAUGGAUCGUAUAACAUACAUCUCCGGAGCCCCCCAAAGCUUCAGCACCCGACACAGCAACUCCCCACUAUCACCAGCAACCACCACAACUCAUGUGACAAAGCAGACCUCAUCAUCUUCUGAGCGAGAACGAGAAAAAUCUGUGCUGACUACUACUGUGGAGCAUGCACCCAUAUGGAGACCUGGUACUGAGCAGACCAGUGGCCGCUUGUCCACACAGAGCCACAGUCACCAACAUUCUCCUGUGUCACCGCGGGCUCAUGAAACUAUCCAACAGCGUCCAAGUGUUCUUCAUAAUACAGGCAUGAAAAACCUCAUGACAAGCACAGAAAGCGUGACACCUACUGUACUGCGGUCAUCCUCAAGCUCUUCACCUAUUCGAUCUGCUAUGCAGCUGACUGCAGCUUCUCAUCGCUCAGCUGGUGGAGCUGAGAGCUACCAACCUGUUGAUCAUGCCAUGGUACAGAAGGACAUAAGGGCACGCGAAGCCAAGGUAGAACGUCCCAGGAAUGAAAACUAUUACAACUCCAAGCUGCCUCCUUCAGUGGUAGAACAGGCAUCGCCUAUUAAAGUCAUGGAGUCCAGGCCUCUUCCCACAACUGGGGCCAGUUCCGCUCACCAGUAUAACAACGGACAGGGGAAAAGUCAACAUCAUCAACCCCUGGACCAGACUGCGGUAUCAGCCAGUGAGCAGCACAAUAGGGACAAGACCACAAAUAAACCCUUUUCCAUGCAGGAACAGGAGCUUCGAUCACUCGGUAAGACCACCAUGACUGCGGCCAACUUCAUAGACGCCAUUAUCAUGCGUCAAAUUUCUUGCGAUAACGGGAAGCGAGAAAGAGGCUCGCUAAAUAUCGACGCCAAUAGUGAUGGAUAUCCCACUGGGUACAGCCCCGACAGAUGUGAUGCAGUUAGCCCUAUGAAUACGCCUGGGCUGUCUCAUGAGAAGGGCCUCCGAGUGGCUGUACAGGACCCAGAGAGUGCACGUGUGGAUCAGGAGACUCGACACAAGCAAGUGCCACUAAAACAUAUAUCAGAAGGCCAUAUGCGACAGAAAGUCGAAGGCCAGCAGUCACCUUGUCACCCAACACAGUGUUCCUCAAAAAAACAGCGGUUGGUCACGUUGGCUCAGCAUAUUAAUGAGGUGAUCACCCGAGAUUAUACCCAAAAUCAUCCACAAAUCCAAGCUCCAGUGUAUUACCCUGGAACUGUCGGUUCAGUAUUGGACCUCAGGCAGAAUGCCAACGACGCUGUCCUUCAACAGCAAGAACAGAGUCAAGCUGCACGAAUAUCUCCUGGAAGCAACGGAGACAAAAGAUCUCCUGAUCAAAACAAAGCAUCUACGUUGAGUGGCUCAGAAGAUGGUAUCGACCCCAUAUCUCCACCAGAGGGCAUGGGAGAGCCAGAGUAUACUAGAAGUGCCACAUAUCCCACUUUAUAUAGAGAGGGAGAUCAAACCGAACCAAGAAUGGGUUCGAAAUCCCCAGGGAACAACGCACAGCCCCCAGCUUUCUUCAGUAAGCUGACCGAGAGCAACUCUGCUAUGGUUAAGUCCAAGAAACAGGAGAUCAUUAAAAAGCUUAGUACAACCAACAGGAAUGAGCCAGAGUAUAAUAUUGGGCAGCCAGGAACUGAAAUAUUUAACAUGCCAGCCAUCACUGGAGCAGGACCCAUUAGCUGCAGAACCCAGCCAGUGCCGGAGAACUCAAACAGCAACAUGGGAUUGGAGGCCAUUAUUAGGAAGGCCCUAAUGGGUAAAUAUGAUGAACAGUGGGACGAUCGCUCAGCUCUCAAUACCAAUGCUUUUAACCCUUUGAAUGCCAGCACAAGCCUGCCCUCUGCUAUACCCAUAACAGCUGCUGAUGGACGGAAUGACGACAUGCGAUCCUUGCCAGGCAGUGGAGGGAAACACAAGCUUUCCAGGCCAAGCAGCAGAAAAGCAAAGUCGCCAGCACCAGGCCAGCCGUCUGGAGAAAGACCUCCUUCUGCGUCAUCUGUGCACUCAGAGGGUGACUGCAACAGGAAAACCCCUCUAACCAACAGAGUCUGGGAAGAGAGGCCAUCUUCUACAGGGUCAACACCAUUUCCAUACAAUCCACUAACAAUCAGGCUACCUUCAGGUCUGGUUGCUGCUCCUUCCUCCACAUCCAUUCCACAGAGUAACUCUGGCAACCCACAGAGGGCUCGAGAUGAAGAGCCUAAACCGCUGCUUUGCUCUCAGUACGAGACUCUCUCUGACAGCGAGUGAUCAACGUCUUUGCGGCCAGCCAAUCACAAGAGAAGCUCUAAUCAUUAGAGGAUGUCCAAAGCCUUUCUGACCAUUUGAAAGAAAAACAGCCAAUGCUAUCACGCAACAGGAAAACUGAGGGGGGGACGGACAGACACAAAGUAGUCUACAGUUUGAAAAGCCUUAAAAUUACUCCUUAAUCUUUACUUGAUGGUCAAUGUGUUUUUACACUUUCUGGCAUGGGACUGCUCAGGAAGGAGUGGAAGGUCCCAGAUCUCAGAAAGAUUGGAUAUUUUUUCUGUUCUAUACUCAGGGGAUAUUUCCACCUGGUGCUUUGCUACAUUGCAUUGGUUUGUUAACAAAGCUGACUCGUAAGCGUGAUGACGUAUGUCUGUGUACAAUGUAUACGUAUGUACAUGUGUUCAUAUGCACUUAAAAAAAAGAAAAUAUAUACACAUUCCAGUUUAUUGCACACAGACCUAGCAGUGCAGAGCAGCUGCAUGCACGGCCAUUGCAGAACUGUUACCGAUCGGGUUUAAGAUCCUUCCAAAGGCUUCUUAACCUAGUUUCUCUCCAUGACACAUCAGAGGUAGUGCGAACAGCUCUCGAUAUGUCUCCCCCGGCCCCCACAUAUACUUAAAGGAAUGUUUUGCUGAAGGAUUACUAGUGACGUGAAAUAAAGACAACCUUUUGCGCAA
This is a messenger RNA of Pelobates fuscus (common spadefoot toad), 8489 nucleotides long. It is a transcript of the gene NCOR2, whose product is annotated as nuclear receptor corepressor 2. Gene Ontology annotation, cellular component: chromatin. Bases 415 to 7812 code for a protein of 2465 amino acids. Gene Ontology annotation, biological process: negative regulation of transcription by RNA polymerase II. The record is from RefSeq and is a predicted model, not a curated record. The transcript is spliced from 47 exons. Gene Ontology annotation, molecular function: transcription corepressor activity. NCBI's taxonomy places the organism in Eukaryota, Metazoa, Chordata, Amphibia, Anura, Pelobatidae.